This is a messenger RNA of Rhipicephalus microplus (southern cattle tick), 1638 nucleotides long. It is a transcript of the gene kibra, whose product is annotated as WW and C2 domain containing protein kibra. The record is from RefSeq and is a predicted model, not a curated record. Gene Ontology annotation, cellular component: cytoplasm. Gene Ontology annotation, molecular function: molecular adaptor activity; kinase binding. Lineage: Eukaryota; Metazoa; Arthropoda; Arachnida; Ixodida; Ixodidae. Gene Ontology annotation, biological process: regulation of hippo signaling; regulation of DNA-templated transcription; negative regulation of organ growth.
GCCGGAAAGGCGUUAUGGGGGACUUGGCUGUAAGCCUGCCCGUGCCUCCGGUGCCGGUUUCUCCAGUCAAACGGUCACAGACCUUUGGACCUGCGAGUCACCGUUACGUCUGCAGGCUCAACCGCAGCGACAGUGACAGCGCCAUGCCACUGUAUCGGAAGAGUGGCCCUUUCCAGAGAAAUUCCAUGGAACGUAGAAGCCUGCGGUGCAAAAAGGGCUGUGUCUAUCCCAUUUUUCAACACAGCUCCUUCCAGCCUGCUCACAAGGUCAAGGGCUUCAUGGCCGUCAGGCCAAAGCUGAAUGUGUUUCCCAACUUUGCCCAGCACUGUCAUUGCUUCACCAGAUGUCAUUGGCGGGGUACUGUCCUCACUGUACGAUACAUCCGUAUCGGUGUCUUCUUCCUGUUCCCCUUCCUGCACCAUUCUUACAAUGCUUUCAUCAGACAGGUCUUCAGUUACCGCAAGGUUGUUGUCUGCCUCAACAAAGUUCAGGAAUUCAGCUGCUCAUGGAGGCAAGGCGGCAAGUCACACGUCUGGGGCACGGACAUCCUGGAUCUUGCAUUGGACCUGCAGGCGUCGCAGACACGGCUGCAGCUGCUGCAGCAGGACUUGGCUCGCCUUAGGGAGAUGAAGAGGCGUUUGGAGGACACAAAAGCCAGGGGCGAGACUGAAAUACCUGCCUGGUUGGCUGAUGAUGAACAAUUGCGACAAGUACUGGCAGCAGCAGAUCGCCAGGCCUCAAAGCAGACGGUGGAGGAGAAGAAGACAGAAAAAUUGCUCAAGAAAACUUCUCGGGAAAUAUACAGGUUGCGCAAGAGUCGUAAGAAACAACCUGACAUGGCGUUCUUCAAAGAAAAAAUGGCCUUCUUCACGCGGGCCCAGUCCACCGUCCCCGUGCUUCCUCCCGAGGCAGACAUCGCCGAGGAGGAAGGGGCGAGCACUCCAGGAAUGCCUGCUGCCGCGUCCACCCCACAGCGUUACGAGUACACCGUAGAUCCCGUAUUGGGCGUGCAGGUGUGACAUCAAGACACCCAAGUGCCUCGAGUCUAUAAUAUAAUGGCGACACACCGCCACGCCACACACUGAAACAUCGAUCAAAGUACGGCCUCGCAUGAGGAGCAAGUCUCUCACGGGGCCAGCUAGCCAUCGGCCGACCACCUGAGCCGAGCGCCUGGAGCCCGAGCGUCCCUUCGGAGCUUGUGUACGUACCUGAGACCACCUCAAACACCAUAGCCGCCGCGCCGACCAUGGCUGCCACUCUAAGGCCAAGCCAAGGUCAAGCCGUAGCCAGGCGGUGCCCAGCCUGCGUCCCGGUGUAACGGUUUCGGUCACGGACACUUAACGAAGCACCGCUGCCCACCAACACACGUCUUACCUCUUUGCCGCAGAAGUGCCUUACAGUUCUGUGCCUACUGUAAAUUAUUUGGAUACUUUUUUUUUUUCUUGUGAUAAAGUACAAAAAGGGAUUGAUGCUGUUGGCCUUACAAUGUACAGGAAGGAGCCAUGUGUAACAUCACCACUAUUUUGGACCGUUUUUGCAUUGCUCCAACUGGCCUCCCGCACCAAGACAUCUGUGCCUUGGGACACAACACCCUCUACUUUUUGAACAAUAAAGGUAGAAUGCUGUCGUAUCGUCGUA